CUUCACGGGGAGAAAAACCACUUCCUGCGACACGUAGAGAGAAAUGGGAUCAUUUAUCAUCUAACUUUUCUGCCAGCAGAAAAGAGGGGGGCUAUGGAGAAGGGGGUGGUGCAUCUGACCUAGAGAUCCUAUUACAGAGUUUUUAUGGCAAGUUUUUUGGAAGUGGGGGAGGGCGAAUCUACAACUUUGUCGGCCUGAUGUGUUUUUCAUAUCCAGCCUAAACGCUUCAGAAGAAUACGUUGUAUGGUUUUAAGUUGAAUCUCCAACUUUUAUAUAUUUGAAGGCACUUUUGGAGCUGCUGGAGUUUGGAUAAUGAAAGUCGGUAGUAUCCAGCAGGGACCGGACGAGAAGUGCAGGAUAAAAAAGUUUGGGAGGACUGCGGGAAAACCCUGAAGCGCGCCGCAGCUUUUCCUCAUUAUGCCGCAUCUGCAAACUUACUCGAAAUCGAAUGAAGAAAACCUCAUCUGUGGAUUUCUUGGGAAGAACUAGAAUACAAAGUAAUCAGAGUCUUUUUUCUCCUUUAGUUGAUUCUCUCUCCCAAGAUGUCUUCCCAGGGUUGCAGCCCUAUUGUUGGAUUUUAUGGGAUGCUCUGCGUCUGGACUGCCUGGCUUCCAGGCUCCGGGGCAGUGUUGUCGCAGAACGGAACGAUAUUUGAGGAUAACUGCAAGAAAACGACAACGUGCGAAGCACUUAAAUACAACGCAUGCCUGGGAUCGUCUCUGCCAUAUACACAUACUUCUCUGAUCCUGGCAGAGGACUCCAGCACCCAAGAAGAGGCUUUUGAGAAGUUGACCAUGUGGUCUGGUUUGCGAAAUGCUCCUCGCUGUUGGUCAGUCAUCCAGCCUUUGCUCUGUGCCGUCUACAUGCCUAAAUGUGAGAACGGUCGGGUUGAGCUGCCCAGUCAGAGCCUGUGUCUGGCUACCCGUCGGCCAUGCAGCAUCGUGGACCAGGAGAGAGGCUGGCCAAACUUCCUCAAAUGUGACAAGUUCCCUGUGGGCUGCUCGAAUGAGGUACAGAAGCUGAAGUUCAACACAUCAGGCCAGUGUGAAGCUCCGCUGGUGAAGACAGAUAUUCAGUCAAGUUGGUACAAGGAUGUGGAGGGCUGUGGUAUCCAGUGUGACAACCCUCUGUUCACUGAGGAGGAGCACAAUGACAUGCAUGCCUACAUCGCCUACUUCGGGACCAUCACCCUCCUCUGUACCUUCUUCACCCUGGCCACAUUUCUUGCUGACUGGAAGAACUCCAACCGCUAUCCAGCUGUCAUUCUCUUCUAUAUCAACGCCUGUUUCUUUGUGGGCAGUAUCGGCUGGCUGGCCCAGUUCCUGGAUGGAGCACGCAAGGAGAUUGUGUGCAAGAGCGACAACACCAUGCGACUUGGGGAGCCCUCGUCAUCAGAGACGCUGUCAUGUGUCACCAUCUUCAUCAUUGUCUACUACUCCCUGAUGUCAGGUGUGAUUUGGUUUGUCAUGUUGACCUACGCCUGGCACAUGUCCUUUAAAGCCCUGGGCACUACACACCAGCCACUGUCUGGCAGAACCUCCUACUUCCACAUGGUCACCUGGUCCAUCCCAUUUGUUCUCACUGUGGCCAUCCUGGCUAUCGCUGAGGUGGAUGGAGACUCAGUGAGCGGGAUUUGCUUUGUGGGCUACAAAAACUACAGAUACCGUGCUGGGUUUGUACUGGCACCCAUUGGAGUUGUGCUUGUUGUCGGUGGCUACUUCCUCAUUCGGGGUGUCAUGACCUUGUUUUCGAUCAAGAGCAACCACCCAGGACUACUGAGUGAGAAAGCAGCAAGCAAAAUCAAUGAGACAAUGCUGAGACUCGGUAUAUUCGGAUUCCUCGCUUUUGGCUUUGUUUUCAUUACUUUCGGCUGCCACUUUUAUGACUUCUUCAACCAAGCUGAAUGGGAGAGGAGCUUCAGAGAGUAUGUGCUAUGUGAAGCCAAUGUGACAAUUGCCUCUCAGACCAACAAGCCAAUCCCAGAAUGCACCAUUAAGAAUCGGCCCAGCCUCAUGGUGGAAAAAAUCAACCUGUUCUCCAUGUUUGGGACAGGGAUUGCUAUGAGCACCUGGGUCUGGACCAAAGCCACCAUCCUCAUCUGGAAACGCACCUGGUGCAAAAUUAUUGGCCGUAGCGACAAUGAACCCAAAAGGAUCAAGAAGAGUAAGAUGAUUGCCAAGGCGUUUGCAAUGAGGAAGGAGCUCCACAAGGACCCAGACAAGGAACUUUCCUUCAGCAUGCACACUGUUUCCCAUGACGGGCCAGUGGCUGGAAUCAAUUUUGACCUGACUGAGCCAUCUAAUGACUUAUCAUCUGCAUGGGCACAGCAUGUGACCAAGAUGGUGGCUAGGCGAGGUGCCAUCCUGCCUCAGGACAUUUCUGUUACACCUACUGGUUCACCUGUGCCUCCUCCAGAGGCGAGGAACAGACUGUGGAUGGUGGAGGCUGAAAUUUCACCAGAGAUGAUAAAGAGGAAGAAAAAGAAGAAGAAGAGAAAGAAGGAGGUGCGUCCAGUGGAGGAAGCGGUGGAUCACCAGACUUACCACCAGCGUGAGUUUGGCCGCAGCUCAGUAUCCCGCCUUCCUAAACUGCCCUGCCACCCAAGGCUGGUUGCCAAUUUGCGGGAACAGCAGAAGGUGGAGGAUGAAGUCCUGCCAGGAUCCUGUCUGGACUUCCAACCCUCAUAUUCUCUCUCCUGUGAGGAGAGACGUCCCCAUCUGUCCUGUCAGAGCAGCCGGGACAGCUAUGGCCAUAACCUGCUCUCUAACCCUCUGACCCUCAAUGACCACCCAGAGGAUCUGGGUAUCAGCAUACGCUAUCCCCCAUCAGCCUCCACCUGGCGGCCCAUUGGAUCUUUUCACUAUCCCGGGGAAGUGGAUCUCACCAACGGGCUGUCGGAAAGGUUGGCCCAUGUGGCUCGAGUCCCGACAAGCCGAAGGGCCGGCUAUGGGCCCAUCCAUUCUCGGACCAUGUUAAUGGAGGCAGAACUAAUGGAUGCUGACUCUGACUUCUAAGCUCCAAUAGGUUCUGGCUGUCUCUUUGUGGUGACAGUAAGUUAUAAAAAGUGCUGGAUACUUUCUUACUAAAGUGCGGCUAGAUUUCAAUGCCCAGAGAUCAAGAUGGAAUUAAGCUGGUCUGAUUUUAUUUUCUUUCUCUUUCUCUUUUUUGACAUAAAGCAGUAAAGUGAAAAAUAUGUUAUGAAUAAGUUAAUUAUAAAAAAAUGUGUACUUUAUUUGUGUCCAAUAACAUUUCAAAGGCAACUCCAUGAUAACAGUACAAACAAGGCAGCUAAACUGUACAUGGCUUGAAACAACAUAGACGUCCUUAUUCUGAAACCCUGACAGCUCCAGCCAGGGUUGUUUCUGCUGGAGUCAGACAAGUCUGAAAUGUCAGAAAUUCUAACUGAUCCUAUCAGGUAAUAUAUUAUUUACUAGAAAGAACACUACAUUUUUAGGAUUAAAAGUGUAAUCCUAGAAAACUAUUUGAAAGUCAGAAAUACCCCGUGAUUUAUAAUAGUUUGAAAAGUCCCAGAGCAGUAAAACCUGAUUCAUAAAGUCAGCCAUAUACUGUACAACUCUUUUUGCUCACACUGUUUUUAGUUUUAAAUCAAACAUAGUAGUUUCCCAACUUCACACUCUGACUAUUAACAAUAACACACAUUAUCAUUCUUUUCUUCACCGUUUGACAUCAGCAAAGUAACAGUAAAUUGAUUUUAUAUGCUAAAAGUUACUGAGUUAAAAUACAUACUAAUUAUUUGUAUGUGCUCUGUUGCCUGGUGCAAUAAACACAGUUUAUUUUUGUUUGGAGAAAGAUUUAUUGCAAUUACUGUUCAAAAUGAAUGGCAUGACUAUCAUUUUUUCUCAAUGACUUCUCCUUGUAUAUUACAGGAAAUAAAUAUUUCCAUUCAUGUGAUUCAUUUUAAAAGCCUUUUUUCACAGCAGCAUUUUUGCUGUUAACCCGUUGUAUACAUUCACUAUAAACAGGACUCUGUGUGUGUUUGCUCUUCUCUUCAGAGCAGUUGAAGGUGUUUUGUAUUAUGUAUUUUCACACUGUUGUGGGUUUAGAAAUCUUUUUUUAAAUCAUUAUUUUUCCUAAUCUGAAGAAAUGCUUCUAUUUUUACAUUGCUCUCUUUCUGAAUGUGUGUACUGUUUAUAGGCUGUUUAUAGACUUCUCAACAAGUGUAAUAUUUGUACAAAUUUAUAUAUCAAAUCACCUGGUUACACUGCUGGCAUGAUACCCAAAAAGGGAAUAGUUAGCCUGUUAUAAUUAGUUGUCACCGUACUUGUGCUGUAAAAUGUCAACUAGUGCAGUCAUUAAACUCUCACUGUGGAUAAAUGACGCUGGGGUAGAGCUUUAGGCAAAUUAGUUUUCUGUCAAGUUAUUAAUGUGAAGUGUAUGAGAGAAUUAUUAUUUUGUUAGUAGUAGUUCAAUUCAACAAUAUAAUGAGUUUGCCGGCAGAAAUAAAGCAUAGCUGAUAUCCACCCAAAAAACUAAUACAUUAAAUGAAGAUUAUUAUGGAAAUGAAGUAUUACUUUUUGUGAUUAGAAAAGUAAUAACUUCCGUCAUUUGUUUCCCAACUGUGUUAAAAGUUUAUUGCUUACAGUGCAGCUGUACCGUUUUGUUUUUUAUGUAAAU
Messenger RNA from Monopterus albus (swamp eel), 4635 nucleotides. It is a transcript of the gene smo, whose product is annotated as smoothened, frizzled class receptor. Gene Ontology annotation, biological process: commissural neuron axon guidance; pattern specification process; smoothened signaling pathway. Gene Ontology annotation, cellular component: cilium; dendrite; plasma membrane. The coding region runs from base 543 to 3014 and encodes 823 amino acids. The record is from RefSeq and is a predicted model, not a curated record. The transcript has 12 exons. Lineage: Eukaryota; Metazoa; Chordata; Actinopteri; Synbranchiformes; Synbranchidae. Gene Ontology annotation, molecular function: patched binding; transmembrane signaling receptor activity.